Messenger RNA from Lutra lutra (Eurasian river otter), 1425 nucleotides. It is a transcript of the gene ATP23, whose product is annotated as ATP23 metallopeptidase and ATP synthase assembly factor homolog. The coding region runs from base 199 to 939 and encodes 246 amino acids. Lineage: Eukaryota; Metazoa; Chordata; Mammalia; Carnivora; Mustelidae. Gene Ontology annotation, cellular component: extrinsic component of mitochondrial inner membrane. Gene Ontology annotation, biological process: mitochondrial protein processing; mitochondrial proton-transporting ATP synthase complex assembly. The transcript is spliced from 6 exons. The record is from RefSeq and is a predicted model, not a curated record. Gene Ontology annotation, molecular function: metalloendopeptidase activity.
UGCAGGCCUCGGAGGCCCGGCGUCCAUUGCAGGGCUCGGAGGCCCAGCCGCCCCAACGUCCUCCUACGCGCUCUGCGGCUGUCGCCCUACCUGGGGCCGGGUGGGCCUGGCGGAAAGAGGUUCGGCGCGGCCAGGUUGGCUGGAGGGCUGUUGCCUUUCCCGGAUCUCGUCCCCCGCCGCCCGAGGUCCGCGGGCGGCAUGGCAGGAGCUGCGGACGAGCGCCCGCCUGGUCCCGCGGUGGAGGAACAGCUGCAGCAGCAACACGUCGCGUGCCAGGUCCUACCCGAGCGGCUGGCUGAGGGGAAGCCCGGGCAAGGGUUCCUUUCCAGCUUCUUCACCAACAACCAGAAGUGCCAGCUUAUGCUCCUGAAGACUCUGGAGACAAAUCCAUAUGUCAAACUUCUACUUGAUGCCAUGAAGCACUCAGGUUGUGCUGUUAACAGAGAAAGACACUUUUCUUGUGAAGACUGUAAUGGCAAUGUCAGCGGAGGCUUUGAUGCGUCAACAUCUCAGAUUGUUUUGUGCCAGAACAACAUCCGUAAUCAGGCCCAUAUGAACAGAGUGGUCACCCAUGAGCUCAUUCAUGCCUUUGAUCACUGUCGCGCUCACGUCAACUGGUUCACUGACGUCAGACAUUUGGCCUGCUCCGAAGUUCGAGCUGCUAACCUUAGUGGAGACUGCUCACUUAUAAAUGAAAUAUUCAGGUUGCAUUUUGGAUUGAAACAACACCAUCAGACUUGUGUGCGAGACAGAGCCAUUCUUUCUAUCCUGGCUGUUAGGAAUAUCAGCAAAGAGGUAGCCCAAAAGGCUGUUGAUGAAGUUUUUGAAUCUUGUUUCAAUGACCAUGAACCUUUUGGAAGGAUCCCACAUAACAAGACCUACGCAAGAUAUGCUCAUAGAGACUUUCAAAACCGUGAUCGGUAUUACUCAAAUAUAUGAAGACAUUUUAUAAAUGGAGCUUCUGUGUUCUGAAGAAAAUAUAGUUCUUAAGUGGAUAAAUGUAAAAUGUAUGUGAUCAAUUAAAUACAGAUAAAAGAGAAAAGGUACUGAUUCUAGCAUAUGAUCAGAAAAAGUAACUGUGGUAAAAGUGAAACUGCCUUAAACUCCAAGGCAAAAAUUGUAACUUUGUAGUUAACCAUUUGGUAGGUAAGGUAAAUAAAUUACAUUUUUGUAUUUUUUAUGUUGUACUUGUGUUUUUUAUUAUUUAUGUUAUUUUUAGAUAGUGAUUUGUUUUUGUUACAUGUGAAUAUUUAAAAAUCUGAUUAUGAAACCCAUGAAAUGUGUCCUUGUAUGAAGUUGAUAUGUGACCACUUGGUAUUUACAUUAAAUGUAAAGAAAAUGUACUGAUUUUAUUAAAAGACAUUUAUUGAGAUGUUAUCAUGGUCAAAAUAUGCAAAGAAUUAAAGUUGGGAAUGGUUCAUUCAA